UUAUCCUGCCAAGGUUGGCACUUUAGGGAAAAAAUCUUAUCGAUGAUAAACUGUCGAAAAUUUCAAGAGUGUAGCAGAUGUAGCUUUGAUAAAUUUUGAUACAUAGAUGACACUGUUAUUGAUAACGGUCAGUCAAAAAGUGUGUUUCGAAAUGACGGCUCUCCGGACAAUGUUGGGGUUGCUGACGCUAGCUGCGCGGGCGCACACACAAAUCUCCCUGCGCGCUGAUGACGUCAUGCUCAAUUUAGAGCCUCAGCUGAGCGGAGGCUUUCUACUAAUCUUAGAAAAAAAUGAAGAACGAAUAGAACUCGGUCACAUUGGUCGAACACUACUUUCUCCAUUCACAACGGAAAAUAUAGAAGGUGGAAUCGAAGUACACAUUGAAAAUGCUAUUCUGCAGCUGCUCAUGCUUUCAGAUACGGCUAAGAACGCCAAGGGUAUCAGGAUACGAUGGGAUACGCAGAUGCAUCCUCGACUUGAAGACUGCAUUAGUUUUGGUUCCAAGCACUGGUAUGGUGGGCCAAUGCAACUAAAUCAAGUGUACCCUAUUGAAGACGCCGAAUACCGCUACACUGGAUACGUAGUAAAAGAAGCUAAUAACGGUGGUAUCGCAGAAAGAUAUUGGCUCAACUCAGCAGGAGAAUAUAUAUAUGUUCAUCCACAAGUACCACUCUUUGUGGACUAUCGCAAUUUGUUAGCAAAUCACAUUUGUUUUGGAGCACAGAAGUCUUUACCUUAUUCAUCUAGAAGAAACCAUACUGAGCUAUCAUAUGACAUUUGGUUCCUAUCAAAUGUAAAGGAAGCUCAUAAACAUGCAGUUGCCAAUUAUUUAGGGAAACCAUCAGACUUGGUAGAUUACAUAAUGGUUAAACACCCCAUUUGGUCCACUUGGGCCCAGUAUUCCGAAGAUAUCGACGCGACCAAAACUUUGGAAUUUGCUAAUGAAAUUCUAGAUCACGGAUUUAACAACUCUCAGAUAGAAAUCGAUGGUAUUUGGGAAUCCUGCCAUGGAUCUCUUACAGUGGAUGAGAAUAAAUUCCCCGACUUGGGUAAAUUAGUUUCGGACCUCAAAAGUUUGGGAUAUCGCGUAACUAUGUGGAUUCAUCCGUUAAUUAACAAAGGUUGCGAUCCUUGGUACUCUGAAGCCUUAGAGUACGGCUAUUUAAUGGCAAACGAAGAAGGUAGCGUUGACGGCUUUUGGUGGAACAGUAAUGGUACUGACUCUGGUUACAUUGACUUCACCAACCCUGACGCCGCCGAGUGGUGGUACCAGCGAGUCAAGAACCUCAGCGACACUUAUGGCAUUGACAGUUUCAAGUUUGAUGCUGGAGAGACUGACUAUAUCCCUUCGGUAACUGUACAACAUGGUGACAUCGAUUAUCAUCCCCACCAUAUCGUGGAUGCCUUCGUGAGAACCUGCGCUAGAUUCGGAAAUAUGAUAGAAGUUCGAUGUGGAUUCAGAACACAAGACCUACCAAUCUUCGUACGGAUGGUGGAUCGCGAUUCCAUCUGGGGUCUAAACAACGGCUUAUCCACCUUAAUUACAACUUCCAUCCAGAUGAACCUAAAUGGAUACACCUACGUGUUACCCGAUAUGAUCGGAGGAAAUGGGUACAAUUUGGCUCAUGAAGAAUCGGAUUUCCCGACUAAAGAGUUGUUCAUACGAUGGGUACAAGCGAAUACGUUUUUGCCUGCAAUGCAGUUUUCCUUCGCACCAUGGCAAUUUGACAGUGAGACAACAGAAAUAAGCAGGAGGUACGCAGAUAUGCACGCAAAAUAUGCGGAUUACAUCUAUGAGGCAAUGAAAGCAUCUGUUGAGAAUGGAAAUCCAGUUGUGGCCCCGUUGUGGUGGGCUGACCCAAAUGAUAAUCAGACAUUUGUUAUUUGGGAUGAAUUCCUUUUAGGCGAGAGAAUUCUUGUAGCACCGGUUUUAACAGCAAAUACAACAUCCCGUGCCGUCUAUCUUCCUUCCGGAGUAUGGUUCGACCAGGGCGACACAAAUAAGACCUACGAAGGCCCCAUAUGGAUCACUUACUCCGCUCCUUUGGACGUGUUGCCGUAUUUCGUGAGAGAUGGAAACGCGCCCAAUAUGACUGUUGCACCUUAUGUGGCUGCCAGCCUGGUACUUUUCUGUACCGUUGUUAGUGUUUUUAUGAAAUUCUAAUUGCGAUUUCUUUUGCAUAAAUGACUGAAUGAACGGUUUAGAUAUCCAAAAAAACCAAAUUAUCUUUCAAGCGCAUGUUGCGCAAGCAUCUGUUUGACAAUUGUCAAAAUUAAGACACUGUAUAAUG
This is a messenger RNA of Hyposmocoma kahamanoa, 2291 nucleotides long. Its product is annotated as myogenesis-regulating glycosidase-like. Lineage: Eukaryota; Metazoa; Arthropoda; Insecta; Lepidoptera; Cosmopterigidae. The record is from RefSeq and is a predicted model, not a curated record. The transcript is spliced from 9 exons. Bases 107 to 2164 code for a protein of 685 amino acids. Gene Ontology annotation, biological process: carbohydrate metabolic process. Gene Ontology annotation, molecular function: hydrolase activity, hydrolyzing O-glycosyl compounds.